CAAUAACAUCAGUCGAACAGCGGCUUUACAUCGCAUCGAUAGCUUUCGAACUUUAUAAUAGCGUAUUUUAACACGUGCAAAGUGAUUACUGUUAUGUUAGCGAUUAAGUUGUGGCCAGGCAAUCCGCUAGUCUCUAGUGACGCUGAAAACUACGAUUGGAAACGGAGAUUUCACGGAGGGAUUAUUGUUAUUGUGACCAAGUGAAUCAGUGCCAUUGUGUUUAAGGUUGACCACAUUAAUUAGUUAUAGAAGUGAACAUGGUUGAGAAGGAUGACCACACGCAUACCGGCGACAGUGGUGGAACUUCAAGAAUUUCUACUAUGAAACGAAAAAAGAUUGACAACCGUAUUCGAGUCUUGAUUGAAAAUGGAGUAGCUUUGAAACACCGUGGGAUGUUCGUGGUUGUAGGCCAAAAAGCGCGCGAUCAGGUUGUAUUUCUUCACCAUAUGCUGAGCAAAAGCAUAGUCAAAGCCCGGCCAUCGGUGCUGUGGUGCUACAAGAAGAACCUUGGCUUCACCACACAUCGACAAAAGCGGAUGAAGGAAAUCCAACGCAGGGUUCGUAGCGGCACCCUGGAUGUAAACGAGCAGGACCCGUUCGAGCUGUUCGUCGCGUCUACACAGAUACGGUAUACGUACUACAAUGAAACGCACAAGAUUCUUGGACAAACCUUCGGCAUGCUAGUCCUGCAAGACUUCGAGGCGAUCACACCGAACAUCCUCGCUCGAACAGUGGAGACUGUUGAGGGCGGUGGCCUCAUUUGUAUCCUGCUUCAUAGCAUCAAUUCUCUCAAACAGCUUUACACGAUGACCAUGGACGUACACUCGAGAUACCGCACUGAAGUCCAUACUCGCGUAGUGAACAGGUUUAACGAGAGAUUUCUCCUUUCCCUGGCCGAUCAUACCACAUGUCUUGUGGUUGAUGACAAACUGAACAUUUUACCAUUAUCUUCACGUGCUGCCGAAGUUUCUCCAGUGAUUCCUGCGAACGAUAACGAAGAAAAUUCGGAGUUAACGGAACUAAAGGCAUCUCUUGCGAACUCACCUGUAUCGUCAAUCGCUGUACAGUGUGCAACUACGUCCCAAAUUCAGGCUCUCAUACUGAUGCUUGACGUUCUAGCUCAAAAGAGUUCUCGAGCAACAGUGGCGUUAACUGCGGCCAGAGGCCGUGGAAAGUCUGCGGCCCUGGGUUUAGCUAUAGCCGCUGGACUGGCCACAGGGUACUGCAGUAUAUUUGUUACUGCACCGUCGCCUGAAAAUUUGAAAACCCUAUUCGAAUUUAUUAUAAAAGGCCUCGAUGCAAUGAAAUAUGAACAGCAUAGUGAUUACGACGUUGUGCAGAGUACGAAUCCAGAAUUUAAGAAGAGUAUCGUCCGAAUUGUUAUGCAUGUCCAUGAACAACCACGGCAAAUAGUGCAAUACAUCCAUCCACAGGAUUACAAAUAUGCAGCAAAUGCAGAGCUUCUUAUAAUUGACGAAGCAGCAGCCAUCCCUCUACCUUUAGUGAAAAACUUGAUGGGUCCAUUUAUGGUGUUUCUUUCUUCUACGAUUAAUGGGUAUGAGGGCACGGGUCGUUCGCUCAGUCUGAAGCUAAUCGCACAAUUGCGCAAGGACUCGGCUAGUGCCGGUGGCCAAGCAAACUCAGAAACUCUUGGUGGAGCACGAUUCCUUAAGGAAUUCCACCUGGAGGAAAGCAUUCGAUAUAAACCAGGGGAUCAGUGUGAAGCCUGGCUUAAUCAACUGCUGUGCUUGGAUGCUACGACUGAUCGGUAUUUUGGUGCUUCUGUUGGUUCAGGCUGUCCUCCUCCGCAGGACUGCCAGUUGUUCUACGUAAAUCGUGACACACUGUUCAGCUAUCAUAAGGUAUCUGAGGCGUUUCUGCAAGAAUUAGUCGGACUGUAUGUGGCGUCCCAUUAUAAGAAUUCUCCCAACGAUCUUCAGCUCUUGUCGGAUGCCCCCGCACAUCAUCUAUUUGUGCUUUUGGCCCCAGUUGGCAAGAACAGCAAAAGUGAACUACCACAGGUGCUGUGCGUAAUCCAGCUUUGCUACGAAGGUGGUAUUUCUGAAUCAUCAGCGACGUCCCACUUGUCGCGUGACCAGCAGCCUUCUGGUGAUCUCAUCCCCUGGACAGUAGCGCAACAGUUUCAAGAUGCAAAUUUUGCACGAUUGUCCGGCGCACGCAUCGUUCGAAUUGCCACUCACCCCGAUUACCAGUCGAUGGGAUAUGGAAAACAAGCUAUGCAACAGCUGAUCCAAUUUUUUCAGGGCUACCAUCUUAGUCUCUCAGAAGAAAAGGGUGUAGGUUCCGUUGAUCCCGAAGCGCAGAUACUGGACGAACUGACCGAAGCUAGUACUGAUCUCCUGCGCGAACGUAUUGAACCUAGACGUUCACUUCCUCCGCUUUUGCUGAGGCUGGACGAGUUUAAACCCCGCCAGUUGGAUUACGUUGGGGUGUCGUUUGGCCUUACCAACAGUUUGUUCAAGUUCUGGAAGUCACUUGGAUUUUCUCCUGUCUACGUGCGACAAACGGCUAAUGAACUUACAGGCGAGCAUUCGUCGAUCAUGGUGAAGGCGCUUGACGAUAACUCUACCUGGCUAUCUCUUCUAUUCAAAGAUUUUCGGAAGCGCUUUGCUGCCCUUCUCGGAUUCCAGCUUAGUGCUCUCGAUUCGAAAUUAGCGUCAUCAGUAAUCGUGAAUCCGAUCUGCAGAGAAGCGUCUGGCAGUUUGUCCGUGGAAGAUCUAAAUAGGGAAUUCUCAUCAUACGACAUCAAGCGACUUGAGCAAUACUGUAAUAAUUUAGCAGAUCACCAUCUUAUCAUGGACAUGGUACCGGUUUUGGCAAGGUGGUUUUUCCUAGGCCAAAUGGAUACUAACGGGAACGAGACGUUUCACCUGUCUCUUGUACAGCAGUGCAUUUUGCUGGCGGUAGGGCUACAGCAUUGCACUGUCGAAGCAAUUGCAGCCAACCUAGACAUCGAUAGGGUUCAAUGCCUUGGUCUGUUUAACCGAACGAUUCGCAAGUUCCUGACGCGCUUCCAGCGAAUUCUUGAGACUCAGAUUGUUAGCCAAGAGUUCGACACUAAUUCACAUAGUACAGUAAAUAAGGGUGAUGAGCUUCGACCGCUAAGGAAGAGUUUAAAACGCGAACUUGAAGAGGGAGCUGAGGCAAUUCGACGAAAGCAAAAGGAAGACAUCAUUAAGGAGCUUAAUCUGACCCAAUAUGCCAUCAAAGGAACGGAUGAUGAGUGGAAAGCGGCACUGGGAGAGCACGGAAAAAGCCUCAUCUCCAUCAAAAGUUUAAACAAGCGGCCGGAUGACGAUCAGGACGAAGACAUGUGUAAUGAUAUUCCUGGCCUGAAACAAAAGAAAAAAAUGAUGAAAUUCAAUAAGAAAAAGUCUUUGCGAUGAGCGGAGAUCAAUAUAUAGACGGCGACUUCAGCUCGUUACAUGUUUUAAAUCGAUGUGGGCGAAAGCAGGCAGACACAAGGAGGAAGGGGGUCAUUGAGACGGAGACGUAGGAAAGCCUCCGUGAGUGUGUUUCGUCUCAAGCCAACGGAACCAUUUCGAAUCACCGAGGCUGCCGGCACUUAGCAGGCGGAGAGGACCCUGAGUUAGUAACCAAACGCGAAUGAAGUAGCCAAACAUGAAACAGGUUGUGUCCAGUCGGCAGACAGUACACAGUUCUGACCCUCUACUGCUGCUUCUCCUACAUGGACAUGGUCCAUUAAUCGGCACCUGUGCUGUUUAGCUACCUUCGAGUGUCAAUGAACCCUUCCAGUUUUCUCUCUUAUCGUUGUUCACAGCAGAUGUGGUAUUAAAUUAAGAAAAAAACUGAUCAUAAAGCAGGAGCAGAUCACAGGGAAUUUGUUGCAAGCGGACCUUGUGUGAAGGCAUACGAGGCUUUGAUUGUGCUUUAUAUGAUGAUGAUCUGACAACGAUAGAAGUUAUUUUAUAUUAAUUACUGUAUUUAGCUAAUAAUGAUAGUCUUGGCGUAAAAUUUCAACUCGAUUUUAGGCUUAAUGUGUCCACAUCAGCCUCCGUGUAGAUUCUCUAAGAUUGUUAAUUUUUAGCGGAGGAAGAUUCAGCAUGUGGCCUGCCAGAGUGAUAGAGACGGCAGCUUUACCAUGUUGUCAUCACUGAGGACAAAGCUUCUGAUGUCUAUUUUUUCUUUUUUUUACAAUCUUAUUCUGUCUUAGUAGUUCAAAAUAGAUCCACCUAAAAAUCUGCAGUUCUAUCUGACGAAAGCAUUUUUUUUGCACCAACUGAUUGCUUUUCCAGAUAAGA
Molecule: messenger RNA, 4283 nt
Organism: Varroa destructor (honeybee mite)
Lineage: Eukaryota; Metazoa; Arthropoda; Arachnida; Mesostigmata; Varroidae
Product: RNA cytidine acetyltransferase l(1)G0020
Biological process (GO): rRNA acetylation involved in maturation of SSU-rRNA
Cellular component (GO): nucleolus; 90S preribosome
Molecular function (GO): ATP binding; 18S rRNA cytidine N-acetyltransferase activity; tRNA binding
Source: RefSeq, a predicted model, not a curated record